AUGCUCGUCUCUUCGGAUUCUGGAGGCAAGAAGCGAGAGAAUCAUGUCAUCCCUUCUAAUGUUGUGAAGGGGAACGAAUGUCAACUGAAAGAAGCACCUCUAUGUACACUAAUUGUGUCAUUCACGGACGAUGAGGCAAAAGAUGUCACGUCUGCACAUGUAUUCACCAUGACUACUCCACAACUCUACCCUCAAACAAGAAAAACUGUCUACAAAAGUGGGUCCUCAUCACAAAUGUCGUUAACAUCGACGCCAUUUAGUACCGACGAUGAGCGUUACAGUGGGUAUACCAAUUCUGCGAUGUCCCCACCACUCCAAAAACAAUUAAUCCAAGAAGUUUCUCUAUCCUAUUCCGCUCCAUACACCUCCACAGUUAAACCAUCAAGACAUGAUUUACCGCUUGCUUUCUCCCCAUAUUCACUUGAGUCAGAGUACGAAAAAAUUGACGAUCUACAUUCCCACACUUAUAGCAACGAUUCUCGAUUGUCUAAGCAUUCAAAUUCUACUUCCAAAAAAGUUGACUCCGUCGAGCGACUAUUGAAUACCGGCCGGAAGGAGACUGAGUUCCCAGCUCAAUCUGAGCAAGUCCCUUAUUUCUCUGCCCAAUCAGCUAUCAAAGCUGGUAGAGUCACUUCUGCUCAUACUCCGAGAGGAACUCCAAGAGACACUCCUAGAGAUACUCCUGUAUCUUUUGACCAAAUUUCUACCGGACGCUUGGAUAGCCCAGGCUCCCAAAAUUUGAUAGUUUCAGAGAGCACUACUUUUGAGGAACUGACCACGAUUACUACUUCCAAUAACCGCACUACACGAAAGAAGGAAAUCAAGACAGAAAUGCCGACAGUCAACGCCUUAACCAAACAGUUUGAGAUUUCGUCUCAUCAAGAAAGAGUGGUUCCUUUGAGACCAAGAAAAAAUUCGAAUACUGCAGUUUCGGUUAAUGGGAACGCCAAAUCCAGAUCUAGAGUCGUGGUUAUUGAUAAGUCUGAAAGAAACUCAAAGUAUGCCUCAAACCGACCAGCUGUUGUUUACUCCCCUGGCGGCAUAUUAACGACCACAAUUGUUGACAUUGAACCGGCACGCUUUGGACGACGAACCGAAGAAUAUAAAAUAGAGGAACAAUACAUUGUCAAAAGAUAUGAUAAUGACUCGCCGAACAACUAUCAAGGACAAGGUCAAGGGUUCCAAAAACAACAAACCACAGAGUACAGAGCUUAUCAAACCAACCAAAAACAAGACAACUAUAAUGAUAGGACUCGUGAGAAAUUUCAUAGAAGUUACAGUGCUGCUGAAAACCGACAGAAUCUCGAAUCUCCGGUAGAUACAUCUCCCAUUGAUGUAGUCAAAAAUGUGAUUGAUCGCUGGGAAACCAAGAUUGGAGGUACUACAACUCGUACCAAUGAGCAGCAACUCCGUUCAGUAUCACGUGUGGAUAUGAAUGAUAAUGUCUCCAGAAACACUCAAGAGAAAAUAAUAUUCCGCCAAAGAAGCGAGUCUCAACCUGUUGAACGAGUCAUCCCAAUUUCUCCACUUCCACCUCCAACCGAGCCAAUCCGACAAACUCAAGGAGUAGUACAAACCUAUGAAGAGUUCAAAACAGUUGUCGUCAAACAAUCCGUUGACCCAGAACCUGUCGCACCACUCGCUUACACCCCAGAAGUAAUUACCUCUCCAAUUGAAACAGUUGUCUCUCCACCACCAAUCCCCACACCAUCUCCAACUCUUGAUAUUGCCGAAGAGGAAAUUGUGAGAACUGACGAAACCGUGACAACUCAGCAUACAAUCACUGAACAUUCCAUUCUGACUAAAGAGACCAAACAGGAGGAGGAAAAGAAAUACGUCACUGAUAGCAAAAAAGUUGCGGUGGAAAUUGCGGAGACAAAGGUUGUGACAGAGGCGGAGGAAAAGGGGAAACAGAAACCGUUGACACCAACGCCAACUCCUGUGCCACAGUAUUCGGAAUCGAAGGAGGAGGAGAAGAUUGAAACUGUAGAGAAAACUGAAACGAAGAAAGAUGAAGAGUAUCUUCACCACUUUUUGGAUAGAGACUAUCGAAUCAAGACAUAUGAAGAGUGGUCUACCACGAGACGACUCAGAGAUAGAUCUCAGCCACCAGAGAGACCACCAACUUCUUAUUCAUCAUAUUCGGAUCGUUCCAAGUCUAUUGAUAGAACUUAUGAGAGACGUGUUUUGGGAAGCGGAAUGUCUAGAACAUACUCAGAAGGUCGUGGGCUUGCUAGUGGAGCAGCUUACACAUCCGGAUUUGGUGGAUUGGUCAGUGGAAUGUCAUCAGCUGGAGCAAUUUGCACCACUCAAAUUCGUGAUGCUCGUGAGCGUGAGAAGAGAGAAAUCGGACUCUUGAACGAUCGUCUUGCCGAUUAUAUUGAGAAGGUCCGAUUCCUUGAAGCUCAAAACCAAUGCCUCAGCCACGACAUCGACAUUCUCCGCCGUGGAUUCAGUGGAGGUGGUCAUGUGUCUGGACUCUACGACACUGAAAUUGCCCAAGCCAAGCGAAUUCUCGAGCAAAUAAUUGCCGGCCGUACCGUUUUUGACAGAGACAUCACUGCUCUUUCUGCUGAUAUUGAUGGGUUCCGCAAGAAGUGGAUUGACGCCGUCAACGCAGUCAAGGCUCACCGUGAGGACCACGACGUCGACCUCGACAGACUCUCCAAGAUUGAGGCUGAAAUCUCUCUCUACAAGAGAAAGAUCCGUAUUGUUGAGGAGGAUGUCAUCAGAAUCCGCAGAGAAAACGACGGUAUCUACAAUGAAAUUGCCAGAAUCAAGCAGCUGACUCACAACGAAAUCGCUUUGAAGAACGAGCGCAGUUUGAAUGUCCAAGACCUUCUCCAACGCAUCAAGCUCUGCCAAACUGAAAACAGCACCAAGAUCGAGCAAGAACUUGUCUUCAUCCGCCGUGACACCACCGCCGAGAAUCGUGACUACUUCAGACAUGAACUCCAGGCAGCUAUCCGUGACAUCCGUGCCGAUUAUGAAGCUAUCAGCAUCCGCAACCGCAACGACAUCGAAGUCUGGUACCGCGAGCAAAUCAGAAAGAUCCAGAGCGAGUCCACCCGUGUCAACCCAGACCUUUACAAGGAGGAGUUGGUGUCUAUCCGCUCAACGGUGACAAGUGUGAAGAGCAGACUCGCUGAAGUUGAAGGAAGAAACUUCUUCCUUGAAAAACUCAUUGAAGACCUUAGAAACAACGAGGAAUCCAAGAUGUUCGAGAUCAGUCUGGCUGAAAAAGACGCCCAGAUUGCCAGACUUCGUGAGCAAUGCACAGAGCUCAGCAUCCAAAUGGAGAGACUCUGCGACAACGAAAUUUCCCUCCGUGCCGAAAUCGAGAGAUACCGCGUUCUCCUGAAUGGUGCCAAUGUGACCACCUAUGUGUCCAACACCCACCCCGCCACCUCCCAAAUCCAUGUCGGAGGAAACGUUGGAAGCACCCGAGUGAUCUCCCAAACCACCCGAACCCACAGCAGUAGCAAUACCAGCUACACCGGAGUUCCCACUUCUAGAAGUGGCGCUGGUUACACUGUUGGAGGAAACAUUGGAGGAAUCUCUGUUGGUGGAACAAUCGGAACCCAUGGAGCAUCUGGACAUGUAUCCGGAGGUGCCGCAGGAAGCGAAACCAGAUCAUCAGUAGCGUCUCUCAUCUCCGAAAAACGUCCAGACAGAGUGCACGAUGAAAAAGGAGUCGACGCGUCUGGAAGAAACUUCCACAGCUGGUACUUGGGAACUAUUUCUAUCAACCAAGUAACUCCAAGUUACAUCGAGUUGAAGAACAUUUGCAAGAUCAGACGCGUUGAUGUAGGCGGUUUCAGAGUUGAGCAAUCUGUCAACGGCCACUUACUCGGAAGUGCACAAAUCAACGUUCCUCUUAUUCUUGAUCCACAAGAAGUCGUGAGGUUCAACCACAGACACGGAAAAUAUCUUGGUCAAUUCUUCAUGGACGUUGAUGCAUUUGACAACUCUGUCAAUGCCAGAACUUCAAUGUUCAAUUAUUCAGAGCCUGAUGAGGAGCGUGCCUGGUUUGUGUACCUCGACUAG
Caenorhabditis remanei is the source of this 4047-nucleotide messenger RNA. RefSeq lists its product as uncharacterized. The coding region runs from base 1 to 4047 and encodes 1348 amino acids. The transcript has 25 exons. NCBI's taxonomy places the organism in Eukaryota, Metazoa, Nematoda, Chromadorea, Rhabditida, Rhabditidae. The record is from RefSeq and is a predicted model, not a curated record.